AUGGACAUUCUGGCCAGCGCGGGCGUUGAGGAACCCGCCACGUCCAUCGACGCCUGCACGAGCGACGGGUUUCAUUUAAACAAUGGCGUGCAUACUUCGGGCGGAAAAGGGGUGAUACUGGUGGGCGGCGAAGCGUUUCUGUGGCAGCCGUGGAUGCCUACAACUACUGGUGCUGCCGCUACCGAUGCGGCUUCCUAUCCCGGGAAUGCUGCAAGCAAGACGAGCGGAAGCGGAAGCGGAAGCGGAGAACACAAAGGCUUUACGGUGUUCCUCGACCCCCGCGGGAUGUUGAACUUCCCGCCGUCGACUCUCGGCCUUCUCUCACUCCUCUAUCCCAAACCAGAUCUCCUCCUCAUCGGCACGGGUCGCAAAUUGUGGAUGCUCUCUCGCGAAACGAGGAGAUAUCUGUCCGAGGAACUGGGCAUCAAGGUCGAUGUCAUGGACACGCCCAACGCGGCUGCCGCGUACAAUUUGCUGGUUAUGGAGCGAGGGGUGGAGGAAGUAGGUUCGAUUUUGAUACCGGAAGGAUGGAGAGGACGGUAG
This is a messenger RNA of Cladophialophora psammophila CBS 110553, 543 nucleotides long. RefSeq lists its product as uncharacterized. Lineage: Eukaryota; Fungi; Ascomycota; Eurotiomycetes; Chaetothyriales; Herpotrichiellaceae. Bases 1 to 543 code for a protein of 180 amino acids. Gene Ontology annotation, cellular component: mitochondrial inner membrane. The record is from RefSeq and is a predicted model, not a curated record. Gene Ontology annotation, biological process: mitochondrial respiratory chain complex I assembly. The transcript has a single exon.